Aspergillus udagawae is the source of this 849-nucleotide messenger RNA. RefSeq lists its product as uncharacterized. Gene Ontology annotation, molecular function: iron ion binding; L-ascorbic acid binding; procollagen-proline 4-dioxygenase activity. Gene Ontology annotation, cellular component: endoplasmic reticulum. Lineage: Eukaryota; Fungi; Ascomycota; Eurotiomycetes; Eurotiales; Aspergillaceae. Bases 1 to 849 code for a protein of 282 amino acids. The record is from RefSeq and is a predicted model, not a curated record. The transcript has a single exon. Gene Ontology annotation, biological process: peptidyl-proline hydroxylation to 4-hydroxy-L-proline.
AUGGGAUCAUCCAGCGUAGCUGAAGAUUUUCUUCCUCCCCAGGCUCCGUCCAAUGCCACUGUUCGGCGGGUCAGUUUUCUCAAUACAGAUCCGCCUAUCCCCCAGUACAAGGAUUAUAAUGCUGUCGUUAUCGACAACGUCCUGACGGAAGAAGAAUGCAAAGAGUUGCUUCGCAUUGCAGAAGCCUCGACGGUCAAAGACACUUCCGGCUCUCCAACAUGGGAUCGCGCGAUGAUUAACACCGGAGGUGGGGGACAGAUACUUGCUACAGUCCACCGCAACUGCGGAAGAGUCAUAUUCGAUUCCUCUGAGUUGGCGGACAAGCUGCUCGCUCGCCUGAUGCCAUUUCUGAAAGAAGCGGGGGUUGAUCACAUCCGCAAUCAGCCGCUUGUGACUGGUCUCGAUGGACAAGGCAAGGCGUACAGACUCUCGCGGCUGAAUGAAAAACUGCGGUUCCUGAAAUACGAAGGUGGUGAAUACUUUCGACCUCAUUGGGAUUCAAACUACCUCACACCAGAUGAGGAGGAGGAGUCCUUUUAUACUCUGCAUUUAUAUCUGAACGGCGACGGAGAGCAAAAUCUGGAGGAGUUGCUACAAGCGAGUAAGAAGGCGGAGACGGAUCAUCAGGGCAACGUCAAUAUGGAUCUAUCGGGAAAGCUCCUAGGAGGAGCAACAUCCUUCAGUGCGAGUUAUGGGGAGGAAGAUGGUAUAGUUCGAGUGUUUCCUAAGACAGGGUCAGCGUUGGUCUUCCAGCAGUACCACUUGCUUCAUGCUGGGGACCCUGUACUUCGAGGGGUCAAAUAUACCUUGAGAACCGAUAUGAUGUAUCGCGAGGUAGCGAUGAUUUGA